Messenger RNA from Paramecium sonneborni, 1311 nucleotides. NCBI's taxonomy places the organism in Eukaryota, Ciliophora, Oligohymenophorea, Peniculida, Parameciidae. The record is from the annotation of a GenBank genome assembly.
CUUUAAAAUGAUGAAAUCAGAAUAUUUUGAUGGCUUUCUUUAGAUGGUUUAUUUUGACUCCAUCAUUAUGCUGUUAUUAAGCUUUACUAGCGCAGGAAAAAAUAUUCUUUAUACAAUGUAUUCGAAUUACGGUUUUAAUACACUCGCAUCACUCUAGUAUGUUUGCAAUUAUCUUUUUGGGCCAAUGAUGUUACUAGUAGUGGAUAAAAUUAUUGAGUCAGUCAACUUUAAAAAAAUAUUCAUUAUUAGUUCAUUUAACUUAAACAUUUUUUUAGUUGGCGGAAUUUUAGUAGCAGGAUGUUAGGAAUAAUGCUCAAAGGCUUUAGUUGAAACGAUCACAGUGAUUACAUCUUUGAUUGCUGGUGUUCUUUAAACAAUUUUUUAUGUUUCUUUUGUUGCUUAUAUUAAUUUUAUGUGCAACAACUCAAAUAGAGAAUUAUUCUUUGGAAUAAGUUUUUCUUUUACUAGCAUGUCGAAUAUUUUAUCAAAUAUAAUUGGUAUGUAAAUAAAUAUAUUUAAGGCUAUUAUUUAAACUAAUAUUUUGAUAUAUUUACAUUCUAUAUCAUAAUUGUUAUCAUCUCUAUUAUUUUAUAAGCACUAUUUUUCUGUAUUCGUGAUAAUAAAAUUUAGAAGAAGAGAGAAGCCAGAUCAAUGUUGGAGGAAAUAAAAUAUUAAUUAUUAGCUUUGUACAAAUAAAUCAGCUUUAAGAAAUAUUGUUUAUUUUUAGGAGUUCUAAUUUUUGCUGGUUUGAUGAAUUCUGUAAUUUACUUAUUUAUACCUGUUCUUGUAUAAAAACUAGGAUUCUAAGAAUCUGAAUUGUAUAAUAAAAUUUUUAUAACAUUCUUAAUAACUGGAAUUGGUUAAGUGAUUGGCGGGAUAACAGCAGGCAAAUUAAGCGAAAGGUUUAAAGAAAAUUAUGUAUUAUAUUUCAGUUUCUUAAUUAAUUUUAUUGGUAUUUUGUUAUCCUAAAUUGGAAAUACAAAUAAUAAUUAUUUAUUAACAUUAUUUGGAUGUGCAUUAAUUGGAUAUUCAGAUAGUUCCAUAUCAUCUUUAGCUUUAAUAGUAAUUACAAAAUAAAUUUCUACAAAAAAUCAUGCAUUUGCAGGUUACAAUUUAUGUUAGAGUCUUGGGUUUGGAUUAUCAUCAAUUUGGUGGGCUAUUUUUAAUGAGAAAUCUUUACUUUAUGACUUUUCUUAUCUUUACAUAACAACAUUUUUAACCCUUAUUUCAUUUAUAAUAUAUAAUCAGUAUUUACUGAAAGAAGGGUAGACAAUUUAAAAAGAUUAGAUUAAGUUUGUUAAUUCUACGUGA